This is a messenger RNA of Hevea brasiliensis (rubber tree), 2153 nucleotides long. RefSeq names its product protein trichome birefringence-like 16. Gene Ontology annotation, molecular function: acetyltransferase activity. Gene Ontology annotation, biological process: plant-type secondary cell wall biogenesis; xyloglucan metabolic process; xylan biosynthetic process. The coding region runs from base 152 to 1813 and encodes 553 amino acids. Gene Ontology annotation, cellular component: Golgi apparatus. The transcript is spliced from 6 exons. Lineage: Eukaryota; Viridiplantae; Streptophyta; Magnoliopsida; Malpighiales; Euphorbiaceae. The record is from RefSeq and is a predicted model, not a curated record.
GGUGCCAUUUCUACCUUUUUAUAUUUUUCCAAUUUUGUUCUUUUCUCCUCCGCCCCUUGCCGUCUGCUAUGAAAUUUCCUCUUCUUAUAAUUCGUUUCCAUAUUUCUUUUUUCUGGCGAUUUCUAAAAUUUUUUCUCGCAGAAUCUUGCUUAUGAGGAUGAAAGGAGGAUUUUCCCGUUUCAGGGGUAAAGAAUUCUCUCUUCUUCUCAUUGUUAUUUUGGGCACAACCAUUCUCAUAUGGGCAUGGGAUAGAGCCCCAUUUGUUACUACCUUACUUCCACCUAAAGAGCAGUUCCAGCUACCUCAAGCAUCUUCAGAACCACAUUUUCAAAUUAGCAAAGAUGUAGAUGUGGCUGAUCAGAAUCCUGCAGGCAACUAUUCACCAAGAACUCGUGUUCAAGAUAAAGAAACUCCCCCAGCUACAGAACAUACAGAAGCAAAAAAUAAACAAGUACUGGAAGUUGGAAAAAUUGGCAGUGGAGAAAGUUCUCCUUUGUCCAAAGCCAAAGAAAAUGCUAGCUCUUCUGUAACAGAAACAGAAGCUAAAGACAAUCUGGUGGUGGAAUUUGGAGAAAAUGGAAGUGCAGAGGGUUCUAUUGUGACAGAAACAAAAGGAAAGCAUGACCAGAAUGAAGGAGAAAAAGAUCUGAAACAAAAAGGGCAAACCCUGGAUUUAGCAAUACCAAUGGGUUAUGCAAGUGCAAACUCUUCCCUCAAGGAACAAGAUGAGAAGAAUAUUACAGUGCUUGUGAAUAACGAAGCCUGUAAUUAUGCAAAAGGGAAAUGGGUUGUAGAUAACAGUCGGCCUUUGUAUUCUGGUCUUGGCUGUAAGCGAUGGCUUGCACAAAUGUGGGCCUGCCGGUUGAUGCAACGCACAGAUUUUGCCUAUGAGAAGCUGCGAUGGCAACCAAACAAUUGCCAAAUGGAAGAAUUUGAAGGGGCCAAGUUCUUAAAAAGGAUGCAAGACAAGACUCUAGCUUUUGUUGGAGAUUCAUUGGGCCGACAACAGUUCCAGUCUCUAAUGUGUAUGAUCACAGGUGGAAAUGAUAGGCAUGAUGUCAUUGAUGUGGGAGAGAAGUAUGCACUUGUCAAACCUCGGGGUGGUGUCCGCCCUAAUGGGUGGGCAUAUUGGUUUCCAAGCACCAACACUACUGUGCUUUAUUACUGGUCAGCUUGCCUCUGUGACUUGGAACCUAUUGAUAUAAAAAACCCAGCCACUGAUUAUGCCAUGCAUCUUGAUCGGCCACCUGCUUUUUUGCGCUUGUUUCUUCACAAAAUAGAUGUCCUUGUUCUCAACACAGGGCAUCAUUGGAACCGAGGGAAGCUUAGGGAAAAUCGCUGGGUCAUGCAUGUGGGUGGUAUGCCCAACAGCAACAAGAAGCUGGCAAUGAUUGGAGAUGCCAAAAAUUUUACAAUCCACAGCAUUGUUGACUGGGUGAACAAACAACUUCCAAAACAUCCACGCUUGAAAGCCUUCUACCGGAGCAUCUCACCUAGGCAUUUUGUUAAUGGCGACUGGAACACUGGGGGAAGCUGUGACAAUACAACCCCCAUGUCUGUUGGAAAGGUAGUAAUGCAAAAUGAUUCUAGUGAUUAUAGUGCUGGUAGUGCAGUGAAAGGGACGGGGGUUAAGCUCUUGGACGUAACAGCUCUGUCUCAGCUGAGAGAUGAGGGCCACAUAUCACGAUUUAGCAUUACUGCCAAACCAGGAGUGCAGGAUUGCUUGCAUUGGUGUCUACCUGGUGUUCCUGACACAUGGAAUGAAAUCCUUUUUGCGCAAAUUAGUGAUAUGUCAAAGGUGCAGGAUGAAUAAUAUUCUUUUAUGGUUCAAGUCAAUAUCACCAUCAUUACUACAGGUAAUACAUGGUUCGGUGAUUUCAUUCAACAGUUUCAGGUUGGAGUGUUUUUUUUUUUUUUUAGGCAUUUCUGCAAUUGCGGCAAAUGUAGGGAAGAGCAUUGGAUCAAGAGGUAGUAGUAGGCAACUAGUAGUAGAAAGAGCCGUGGAAAUUUUGGAUUAGUGUUCUACAGUUGAUGAUUGUAUACAAAUAGAUACAAGCAAUUUCCACACAAUAGCAGUGUAUACUGUUGGGGAUACGUAUCUGUAACAUGCAUUCAAAUCAUCAUAUGGAAACAAACAGUAUGGAAUUUUGUUA